This is a messenger RNA of Fonsecaea pedrosoi CBS 271.37, 783 nucleotides long. RefSeq lists its product as uncharacterized. Lineage: Eukaryota; Fungi; Ascomycota; Eurotiomycetes; Chaetothyriales; Herpotrichiellaceae. The coding region runs from base 1 to 783 and encodes 260 amino acids. The transcript is spliced from 3 exons. The record is from RefSeq and is a predicted model, not a curated record.
AUGACAAAGCCGAGACCUGCCGAGCCAGUUCUCCGCGAGGUCCGCCUUCAGUAUACAGAGCUGCCUAGCAGCGUAGUUGCGACUUGGAGAUCGCCCUGCCACGCCCCGAGAGCUCGGGAAAAGCACCGAACGCUACACACGAUCAAAUACCAGGACAAUAUACCUCGUACUGCCAUCAGAAACCAUGUGGCCGUCAACAAGAAGCCACCAUCAACGACAAUACCGACCAAGGCCUCUCUCACGCACAAAUACCCCUUUUGCUCAGUACUGGCCAAGAUGAGCUUCCUUCCCCUCGCGGCGUACGUGAAGGAGUCCGGCGUCAUCAAAGCCCCCGUCCAGGACCUCUGGGCUCUCGUCUCCAAAAUCCACCAGUGGGAACCCAUUCACUCGGGUCUGAAAAAGGCGGAAAAGAUCUACGACGACAAGGGCGAGGAGACGCAGUUUGUGCGGUGGGAUUUCAAGGACGAGCAUGAAAUCAUUUGCCGAGUUGAGGCGUUGGAUCAUCUCGACUACAUGAUCAAAUUCAGCACAAACUGGUCAAAGCUGCCUCUCGAAUACAUCGGCGUCGUCACCACCAUCCGCCUCUUCCCCAUCACUUACGGAUUUUGCAAGGGCUACACCCUCUUAGUCAUGGACGGCGAAUACACGAGCGACGUCAAUCCUGCCAUGCUGGCAACGGGAUCGAGAAGGAGACGUCAAUUCAUCGACGAAGUGUCGGCGUACUUUGAAUCGGGAAAGAAGCCGCCCAUCCCUACAUCACAGGUCCCGUGGGCACGGGAAUAG